AUUAAGAAUUUAACGUCUUUCUGGGUGAUAGGAAAAUGAAAAAAAGAAUGUAAAGUCUGAAUUACUGUGAGACGAUAAUCUGGUUCCACUGCAGCCAAAGUGGGCCCUUAAAACAUAGAAUCCAUCCCUCCCGGCUCUGCCGGCCGUCUCUGCCUGCACCCACCACGUGCCCCACGUUCUGCACACCUGUAAAUCGGGAUGUAAUCCCUUGUUCAGAGUCGGUCCGCCCCACUGUCGGCCGGCGCUCGGGGUAGGGGCGGGAUUUGCAGUUGCGGGAAUCCCAGUUACUGUGUUCGCUGCUCAGGGCUCCUCACUUCGCCUUUAGAGUAAAGGGGAGCUAGGGGAACCGUGGACGGGGUGUGUCUCCAGACAUUCCCCUCAUUACCGUGGCCUGGGAAGCCGACUCAGCAGUCGCCGCCGCAGCUGCGGUGGCUACCGGACGGGCCAUAGGCGUGCGCACGCGCACCCGCACCGGCGCGCCGGCCGUCGGUCACGUGGCCCCCGGCCAGGGCUUGCGAAGCCGGAAGUGUCCUGGGGCUCGAGGCCGCGGGAGCCCGCUGGCGGUGGCGCGGCGGAGACCAGACUGGUAUAACAAGAGGAUUGCCUGAUCCAGCCAAGAUGCAGAGCACUUCUAAUCAUCUGUGGCUUUUAUCUGAUAUUUUAGGCCAAGGAGCUACUGCAAAUGUCUUUCGUGGAAGACAUAAGAAAACUGGUGAUUUAUUUGCUAUCAAAGUAUUUAAUAACAUAAGCUUCCUGCGUCCAGUGGAUGUUCAAAUGAGAGAAUUUGAAGUGUUGAAAAAACUCAAUCACAAAAAUAUCGUCAAAUUAUUUGCUAUUGAAGAAGAGACAACAACAAGACAUAAAGUACUUAUUAUGGAAUUUUGCCCAUGUGGGAGUUUAUACACUGUUUUAGAAGAGCCUUCUAAUGCCUAUGGACUACCAGAAUCUGAAUUCUUAAUUGUUUUACGAGAUGUGGUGGGUGGAAUGAAUCAUCUUCGAGAGAAUGGCAUAGUGCACCGUGAUAUCAAGCCAGGAAAUAUCAUGCGUGUUAUAGGGGAAGAUGGACAGUCUGUGUACAAACUCACAGAUUUUGGUGCAGCUAGAGAAUUAGAAGAUGAUGAGCAAUUUGUUUCUCUGUAUGGCACAGAAGAAUAUUUGCACCCUGAUAUGUAUGAGAGAGCAGUGCUAAGAAAAGAUCAUCAGAAGAAAUACGGAGCAACAGUUGAUCUUUGGAGCAUUGGGGUAACAUUUUACCAUGCAGCUACUGGAUCACUGCCAUUUAGACCUUUUGAAGGGCCUCGUAGGAAUAAAGAAGUGAUGUAUAAAAUAAUUACAGGAAAGCCUUCUGGUGCAAUAUCUGGAGUACAGAAGGCAGAAAAUGGACCAAUUGACUGGAGUGGAGACAUGCCUGUUUCUUGCAGUCUUUCUCGGGGUCUUCAGGUUCUACUUACCCCUGUUCUUGCAAACAUCCUUGAAGCAGAUCAAGAAAAGUGUUGGGGUUUUGACCAGUUUUUUGCAGAAACUAGUGAUAUACUUCACCGAAUGAUAAUUCAUGUUUUUUCACUACAACAAAUGACAGCUCAUAAGAUUUAUGUUCAUAGCUAUAAUACUGCUACUAUAUUUCAUGAACUGGUAUAUAAACAAACCAAAAUUCUUUCUUCAAAUCAAGAACUUAUCUAUGAAGGGCGACGCUUAGUCUUAGAACCUGGAAGACUGGCACAGCAUUUCCCUAAAACUACUGAGGAAAACCCCAUAUUUGUAGUAAGCCGGGAACCUCUGAAUACCAUAGGAUUAAUAUAUGAAAAAAUUUCCCUCCCUAAAGUACAUCCACGUUAUGAUUUAGAUGGAGAUGCUAGUAUGGCUAAGGCAAUAACAGGGGUUGUGUGUUAUGCCUGCAGAAUUGCCAGUACCUUACUGCUUUAUCAGGAAUUAAUGCGAAAGGGGAUACGAUGGCUGAUUGAAUUAAUUAAAGAUGAUUACAAUGAAACUGUUCACAAAAAGACAGAAGUUGUGAUCACAUUGGAUUUCUGUAUCAGAAACAUUGAAAAAACUGUGAAAGUAUAUGAAAAGUUAAUGAAGAUCAACCUAGAAGCGGCAGAGUUAGGUGAAAUUUCAGACAUACACACCAAAUUGUUGAGACUUUCCAGUUCUCAGGGAACAAUAGAAACCAGUCUUCAGGAUAUUGACAGCAGAUUAUCUCCAGGUGGAUCGCUGGCAGAUGCAUGGGCACAUCAAGAAGGCACUCAUCCAAAAGAUAGAAAUGUAGAAAAACUACAAGUCCUGUUAAAUUGCAUGACAGAGAUUUACUAUCAGUUCAAAAAAGACAAAGCAGAACGUAGACUAGCUUAUAAUGAAGAACAAAUCCACAAAUUUGAUAAGCAAAAACUGUAUUACCAUGCAACCAAAGCUAUGACGCACUUUACAGAUGAAUGUGUUAAAAAGUACGAGGCAUUUUUGAGUAAGUCCGAAGAAUGGUUGAGAAAGAUGCUUCAUCUUAGGAAACAGUUAUUAUCUCUGACUAAUCAGUGUUUUGAUAUUGAAGAAGAAGUAUCAAAAUAUCAAGACUAUACUAAUGAGUUACAAGAAACUCUGCCUCAGAAAAUGUUUGCCGCUUCCAGUGGAAUCAAACAUACCAUGACCCCAAUUUAUCCAAGUUCUAACACAUUAGUAGAAAUGACUCUUGGUAUGAAGAAAUUAAAGGAAGAGAUGGAAGGGGUGGUUAAAGAACUUGCUGAAAAUAACCACAUUUUAGAAAGGUUUGGCUCUUUAACCAUGGAUGGUGGCCUUCGCAACGUUGACUGUCUUUAGCUUUCUAAUAGAAGUUUGAGAAAAGUUUCUGUUUGCACAAGAAAAUAACGCUUGGGCAUUAAAUGAAUGCCUUUAUAGAUAGUCACUUGUUUCUACAAUUCAGUAUUUGAUGUGGUCAUGUAAAUAUGUACAAUAUUGUAAAUACAUAAAAAAUAUAUAAAUUUUUGGCUGCUGUGAAGAUGUAAUUUUAUCUUUUAACAUUUAUAAUUAUAUGAGGAAAUUUGACCUCAGUGAGCACGAGAAGAAAGCCAUGACCGACCAAUGUGUUGACAUACUGAUCCUCUACUCUGAGUGGGGCUAAAUAAGGCAUUUUCUCUGACUGCCUACUGGAAAUAUUUUUAAGUGGAACCAAAAUAGGCAUCCUUACAAAUCAGGAAGACUGAGUUGACACGUUUGUAAAUGGUAGCACAGUGGCUACUGUGAGUGGGGAACAGAACCGCACCACUGUUAUACUGGGAUAACCAUUUUUUUGAGAAGGAUAAAGUGGCAUUAUUUUAUUUUACAAGGUGCCCAGAUCCCAGUUAUCCUUGUAUCCAUGUAAUUUCAGAUGAAUUAUUAAGCAGACAUUUUAAAGUGAAUUCAUUAUUAAAAACUACUCGUUUUUUUUCCUUUGGCCAUAAAUGUAUAAUUGUCAUUAAAAUUCUAAGGUCAUUUCAACUGUUUUAAGCUGUAUAUUUCUUUAAUUCUGCUUACUAUUUCAUGGAAAAAAAAUAAAUUUCUCAAUUUUACUGUAAA
Chlorocebus sabaeus (green monkey) is the source of this 3543-nucleotide messenger RNA. It is a transcript of the gene TBK1, whose product is annotated as TANK binding kinase 1. Gene Ontology annotation, molecular function: ATP binding; protein serine/threonine kinase activity. NCBI's taxonomy places the organism in Eukaryota, Metazoa, Chordata, Mammalia, Primates, Cercopithecidae. The record is from RefSeq and is a predicted model, not a curated record. Gene Ontology annotation, cellular component: cytoplasm. Gene Ontology annotation, biological process: peptidyl-serine phosphorylation.